This is a messenger RNA of Hippopotamus amphibius kiboko, 633 nucleotides long. It is a transcript of the gene C4H14orf180, whose product is annotated as chromosome 4 C14orf180 homolog. The record is from RefSeq and is a predicted model, not a curated record. The coding region runs from base 151 to 633 and encodes 160 amino acids. Lineage: Eukaryota; Metazoa; Chordata; Mammalia; Artiodactyla; Hippopotamidae. The transcript is spliced from 5 exons.
CACCUGUGCGGCCCAGCACCCACCUCUCCAGGGCGUGCAGGGGCAGAGCCCACCGGGAGACACCACAGAGCCUGGCCAGCACCAUCCCUCACAGAGUCCGGAGGGAGCCAGGUGAGAGCCUCCGAAGGCAGCAGGGACAUGUUCCAGUAAAUGAAGACUGCAGCGCACGCCUUGAGCCCCAACUCCCAGCCAGAGACACGACAUCAGACCAGAAAGAAUGAGGAGGCAGCUCUGGGCUCACCGAUGCCCAGGGCGGCGAGGGAGGGCGAGAGGAAGGGCCCCCCCUCCAUCCUGAGACGAAGCCGGCAGGAGCGCCGCGGCCGUGGGGCCGAGCCGCGGAGGACCAUGAGGCACGUGCGAUUCCGCGAGCCCCUGGAGGUGGCCGUCCACUACAUCGCCUGCAGGGAGCCCACCGCCACCGCCAAGGCCGCGGGCCAGCCCAGGCCCCGCCGCGACUCCCUGCUCCUGCGGCUGACGGCGUGCGUCCUGCUGGCGCUGGUGCUGGGCCUGUGCUGCAGCCAGGCCGAGCCCGUGGCGCUGGCCCUGGAGGCCCUCCGGGCCCGGCUCCUGGUCCUCCUGCUGCGCCUGCGGCUCGCGGCCCUGGCCUGCGGGCGCUGCCUCCUGCGGCUCUGA